AUGGACUCUCAGCAGCAAGCAGCCGCAGCGGCCUCGAUCCCUGAGUACAACUACCGCCCUCUGGAUGAAGCGCGCAAUGAGAUCCGAGUUCUCAGUCUUUCUGGAAUGGGCGAGGAUGACAACGAGAACCCGGGCCGCGGACUGGUCCAUGCUGAAAUGCACCAUGUCUCGCUCGAUGCCCAUCUACCCGACUUCAGUGCCUUUAACGCCAACGUCGCCCCUCGUCCGCUCUCGCGGAGAGGCACCGACGAGGAAUGGCGCAGGUUUUCGGACCAAAGUCGCCGAGAUACAGAAAAUGCAGGCCCGCAACCUCCAGCGCGCAGUCAUCCGCGGUAUCACCGCUUCACCUGGGGUGACUAUGGCGCGCUGAGCUAUACAUGGGGCGACCAGAGCGACAAGGUGCCAAUCAUACUCGACGGUCAUGUUGUGUGCGUCGGGCGAAACCUCGAGGCGGCGUUGCGGGCUCUGUGUACAGACCCGGACUACAUGGACGGGCUGCGGCUGUGGGUGGAUGCCAUUUGCAUCAACCAGCGCGACCUCGAUGAGCGCAGUAAGCAGGUCAAGCGCAUGGGCGACAUUUUUGGCGGCAGUCUCAUGAUGACCAUUUGGCUGGGAACUGCUACUGGCAAUGACGAUCAGCCUCUUCCAGACGACGUGCAAAGUGGUCUCGACAUGCUCGUCGAGGCUGUCGAGCACUCUAGUGACGAGGGUGCGGCGCGAGUCCAGCUGAAUCUACUGUUGGAUAAUCCGGCCAAGAGGGCACCCGCUCUGGAUGCCAUAGAGCUCGUUGUGCAAAAGACGUAUUGGUCGCGCGUGUGGGUUAUCCAGGAGAAAUGCCUCGGCCCCUACAAUCCAGUCGUCGUGCUCGGGCGCUUCCGUUUCGCGCUGAUGCGAUUGCAUCUACUACUGGCGUACGCUAACAGCGUAAGUGGCGCGACUCGCGACCGCGAGAAGGUGUGGCGCAUACUGAAACUAGUUGAGCUGGUGGUGGCAAACCAGGAGCGCCUCGGCUCCAGCGUGCUGCCGGCAGAAGCAAGUCUCCAGCAGGUAGCGGAGCGCAGGCGGCGCGACCUCGACGAUAUUGGCCUGCUGCUGAUGUUGGGCCGCCUGGCCGGCUGCCAGGACGAACGCGACAAACUGUACGGCCUGAUGGGCAUGAUGCCCAAAUGCGUAUCUCGCCACAUUGUGCCCGACUAUGGCGCUCCCGUGCCGCGAGUAUUUGCCGACUUUGCUCGUGCUCUGAUCCACGGAUUUGAUAGUUUGGACCUGGUGGUGACUGGUGCUACCGACACGCCGCUAGGAGCGCGACUCGCCUCGUGGGUGCCCGAUUUGACCGACACGUGGGAUAUGUAUUUGUGGGGUACAUCGUGCGCAGCUUCUGGUGACCGUAGCCCGGUCGUUCGUAUCGAGGGUGCCAAUGGAGAGAUUCUCAUUGCGGCUGGCUUCGAGGUUGAUGUGGUGGACGCUGCUGGCCCUCAUCUUGGCUGGGGCCCGGGCGGACUAGAAGUGUGGAUACCGGGCGACCAAGAGACUUCCGAUGCUCCCAUGCCGUCUGAUCCACGCGCUGCCAUUGCGCGCACCCUUUACCGCGAUGCUCAGUACGAUGUUUCCACUCACACAUCUGUUAUUGACAUCCCCUGGCUCACAUCGCUUGACGGGGCAGUUGAGGCACGCAUAGGCGCCAUGCUGGCCAAAGGAUGGGGACCGGUUCUGAACCACGCAAGCAUUGUUGACUUGCACCUGCUACGGACGCGGCUUGACGAACAAUUUCGGCCGUGGUCCCUGCGCUUCAGGAGCUUCUUCCCUGGUGGCAGCGAGGGUACAGAUUGGGAGGUGCCUGAGUGCACAGAUCCGGAAGGCUUUGUGCGGGCUCUAGAUAAGCACGUUGGCAUUGUAUAUCCGGUGAUGACGACGAAUAGAGGGAGAUUUGGGGCGAGCAUCAAGCGCGCCAGGAAGGGUGACAGGAUCUUUGUGCUGCUGGGAUGCUCGGCACCAGUUUUAGUGCGGCCCACAACGGUUAAGGAUGGCAAAGAGGCAGAUGUCGAGGCCUUUUCGGUUGUAUCGCAGUGCUAUGUGGAAGGGGUUAUGAAGGGCCAGGCCCUUCGGCAGCUGGGCGACCGUGAGGCCAAAAUCGGGGACAUUCGACUGGUAUAG
Molecule: messenger RNA, 2154 nt
Organism: Pestalotiopsis fici W106-1
Lineage: Eukaryota; Fungi; Ascomycota; Sordariomycetes; Amphisphaeriales; Sporocadaceae
Exons: 1
Coding region: 1-2154 (717 amino acids)
Source: RefSeq, a predicted model, not a curated record